Molecule: messenger RNA, 1890 nt
Organism: Scophthalmus maximus (turbot)
Lineage: Eukaryota; Metazoa; Chordata; Actinopteri; Pleuronectiformes; Scophthalmidae
Product: transcription factor MafB
Exons: 1
Coding region: 273-1259 (328 amino acids)
Biological process (GO): regulation of transcription by RNA polymerase II
Cellular component (GO): nucleus
Molecular function (GO): RNA polymerase II cis-regulatory region sequence-specific DNA binding; DNA-binding transcription factor activity, RNA polymerase II-specific
Source: RefSeq, a predicted model, not a curated record
UGCGCUUCUCCCGAGCAGCCAGAGCAUCCGUGGACUUUUAGUUUCGUGGCUGCUGAAACCAAACGGCCCGCGCGUCGCAGAAUCGCCACUUGGCACAGAGAUUGACAGGCUGGGAGCCUUUUACGCACGCAUGUGUGUUGUUUCCAUUCCGAGCUGAAAUCAAAGUUUGGAAUUACUGCCAUUUUUCCCCCAAGUGAGUGCGCCCUCGCUGACUGCAUGAGAGAGCUGCGGACUUCUUGAGCUCUUUGAAGAGACCGUGUUUGCCAUUGAAUAUGACCGCCGAGGCGCAUUCACAUCUGGGACUGCAGAAACCCCCCAUGGAUUUCGUCAGUGACUUCGACUUAAUGAAGUUCGGUAUCAAGAAGGAGGCGAUGCAGGGGGUAGACCGCUCCUUCAUCGGGCCGUGCACCCAGCUCCAGAGACCAGACUCUGUCUCCUCCACCCCUGGCAGCACCCCCUGCAACUCGGUACCCGCAUCACCAAACCUCAAUCUAAACGAGCAGAGAAACAACCCCGGGAGCGAGCAGUUCUGGAUACCCAGCAACGGGGGUUACCCUCAGCAGAUGUACCCACAAUCCUUUGGCCUUACAGCCGAGGACGCGGUGGAGGCCCUCAUCGGCGCCACGGCGCAGCAGGGACACCCGUCGGCGUCCCACAGCCACCAUCCUGCACCUUUCCAAGGCGAAUACGAAGGGUACGGCCAGCUGAACGAGCCUGUCCAGCACUACCCGGGCUUGACGGGUCACCCCGACAUGCACGGCAUGCCCAGCAGCCACUGCCAAGACCCCUACAUCAAAGAUGACCUGGAGUGCGAGUCGCCCGAGUCGCCCGAUGACCAGCAGGUCUUCGAUGCGCACCACCAUCUCCAGCAGCAGCACAGCCGCCACGACCGGCGAUCCAGCGCCGACUCGCACUUCUCGGACGACCAGCUCGUGUCCAUGUCCGUCAGGGAGCUCAACCGGCUCCUCAGGGGCCUCGGCAAGGACGAGGUGAUGCGUCUGAAGCAGAAGCGCCGGACGCUGAAAAACCGUGGUUACGCACAGUCCUGCCGCUACAAGCGCGUCCAGCAGAAGCACGUCUUGGAGCACGAAAAGACCAGCCUGGUGUCACAGGUCGAGCAGCUCAAGCACGAACUCAACAGACUGAUGCGGGAGCGGGAUGCCUACAAACAGAAAUGUGAGAAACUGUCUGGUGCUAACUGCUACCACGAAACUGGGUCCACCAGUGACAACCCUUCCUCGCCCGAGUAUUUAAUGUGAGUUUGUCCAUCUCCUGCAGAACUGAGUCUUUUCCACCGGGAGGCAUUUUUUUGUUUUUGUUUGUUGAGGGCAUCGCCUGGCUCCUUAUAGCAAACAACUCUGUGGAUGCAUCAAGUUUUGAUUAACUAAAGGAUAUCACUGAAAUAAUUGUAGCCUACUAGAUUACAACAGGGCAACAAGUUAUGAAUGGAAAUGAUGAAGCAUGCAUGCAGGACAUGUAUGAGAUGUUUUUAUUUUUAUUUUACAGGCAUAUCUGCAUUUUGUCUGAGAGAAGAUACUUGAAAUCAGAGAAUAUUCCCUUUUAUUGAUAUACAGCUUUAAUCCUUCUGCUUCAGUUACUGCUGAAUUUUUGUUUUGGUGAUUUUGCUUUGCUUGGUGUUUUUUUUGAAGCUCAAAUUAUAUUUUGUGUUCAGCUUCCCUAAAAUAGAAAACAUUAGAAAAAACAACAACAACUCAAACGAUUGAUGCUAGAAAUGACGUUCAUAUUGUUUUUUAUGAAACUGAUUCUGCUGGACAGAUGUGUUCCUUGUUCACAUUUUCUUUUAAAUAUAAUAUACAAUUAUGCUAAUCAUUUUUCAUCUACUGUUUUUCAUUUACUAUGGAUCAAUAAACCUAUUGUGACUUUUUAAAA